Molecule: messenger RNA, 252 nt
Organism: Lodderomyces beijingensis
Lineage: Eukaryota; Fungi; Ascomycota; Pichiomycetes; Serinales; Debaryomycetaceae
Source: the annotation of a GenBank genome assembly
AUGACACAUCAUCCAACUACAAGCAAGGAAUAUCAUAAACACACAAGUACAACAUGUUCUUCCAUAUAUAACAUGUACUAUGUCCAUUUCCCGUUUUCAAUGUUGACAAAGACAGAGUCGAUUAUCCUUCACAUAAGCGUGCUACUGUUUAUGGUGUUCAUAUUGUACGGCAUCUACUCAUAUUUGCCUGCAUGUGCAAUGACAGCGUUGUCGCAGGGCUAUUUUUAUAUAUUUGGAGAUCCGUUAGAGUAA